Parastagonospora nodorum SN15 is the source of this 2840-nucleotide messenger RNA. RefSeq lists its product as hypothetical. The transcript has 4 exons. Bases 1 to 2613 code for a protein of 870 amino acids. NCBI's taxonomy places the organism in Eukaryota, Fungi, Ascomycota, Dothideomycetes, Pleosporales, Phaeosphaeriaceae. The record is from RefSeq and is a predicted model, not a curated record.
AUGGGUGGAGCUAUCCGAUCUCUAGUCUACCUUGGGUUCCUCAGUCUUGCCACCGCAGUUGAAACAAAGUGUCGAUGGUAUCAGCCCAAAUGUGGUUCUUCCGCCGUGAAACCACAUGCGAAGCCAGCACAUAUACACUCUCACGGCUACCCGACUUAUAUCAGGACACGUGGCUCGACAACCUGCACCUUUACGGUCUCCAAGACUGGUCACUAUGGCUCACCUACAACUUAUGUUGUAAUUGAUGUACCCGAACCAACCCUUUCGACGAUUACUACGGCGAGCGGAUCGACAAGUUUCACUUUGACAGUGCCUACAACUGGUCCGGAUGGCCAGCCGACCGGACAGACGAGCUUUACUUCGACAGUGCCUACAAUUGGACCUGAUGGCCAGCUGAGUACUGUGGUAAUCGUAGGAGAACCAAAGCUUAGCUCGACACGAACGCCCGAUGCUCUUCUCACCGUCACUACCACAUUUGGCUCGAUAGCCUUCACCUCAACGGUACCAAGCACUGCCAUCGAUGGCGUAGAAACCUCGAUUGUACUUGUUGGUGUACCAACGCAGCCGCUCAGCAGUAUCACCUCCACCGGAGGAUCGGUCGGGUUCACCUCAACGCUGCCUACAGUUAUUAGUGGUAAACCUACCACUAUUGUACUUAUUGGGGUGCCAACGCAGCCCUUCAAUACCAUUACUUCUACGACCGGCUCUGUUGGGUUCACCUCGACGGUUCCGACAACAAUCGCUGGGACUCUAACAACGGUGGUCAUCGUUGGGGUGCCAACACAACCCUUCAAUACCAUUACUUCCACGACCGGCUCUGUUGGGUUCACCUCGACGGUUCCAACAACAAUCGCUGGGACUCCAACAACGGUGGUAAUCGUUGGGGUGCCAACGCAGCCCUUCAAUACCAUUACUUCCACGACCGGCUCUGUUGGGUUCACCUCGACGGUUCCGACAACAAUCGCUGGGACUCUAACAACGGUGGUCAUCGUUGGGGUGCCAACACAACCCUUCAAUACCAUUACUUCCACGACCGGCUCUGUUGGAUUCACCUCGACGGUUCCAACAACAAUCGCUGGGACUCCAACAACGGUGGUAAUCGUUGGGGUGCCAACGCAGCCCUUCAACACAAUCACUUCAACCAUAGGGUCUAUUGAAUUCACCUCGACAAUCUCUACGGACGUUAGCGGGACGCCGACGACCUUGGUUGUUGUCGGAGUGCCUACUCAACCCUUUCAGCACUAUCACUUCGACUACUGGUUCUAUUUGGCUUCACAUCUACUUGGAUCAUUAACCACUGUAGUCGUAGUAGGAGAGCCUACCCCAGUGCUCAGCACUAUCACUUCGACAACUGGAACGGUCGGGUUCACAUCUACUGUGCCUUCAACAGACCCGAGCGGCUCUCUGACGACUGUUGUGGUUGUUGGCAUUCCCGAACUAAGCACAAUCACGUCUACCAGUGGAUCUGUUAGCUUUACGUCUACUGUGCCUACUACGGACCUCAGCGGCUCACCAACAACUGUUGUUGUAGUAGGCGAGCCUACACCAUUCAGCACUAUUACAUCAACGACUGGUUCGAUCCGCUUCACAUCCACCGUAGCCACCACAGAUCCAGCUGGUUCCCUGACGACUGUUGUGGUUGUUGGCAUUCCCGAACUAAGCACAAUCACGUCUACCAGUGGAUCUGUUAGCUUUACGUCUACUGUGCCUACUACGGACCUCAGCGGCUCACCAACAACUGUUGUUGUAGUAGGCGAGCCUACACCAUUCAGCACUAUUACAUCAACGACUGGUUCGAUCCGCUUCACAUCCACCGUAGCCACCACAGAUCCAGCUGGUUCCCUGACGACUGUUGUAGUCGUUGGUGUCCCGGUGCUCAGCACUAUUACGCGCACGAGUGGAACGACUGGACUUACUUCAACGGUAGCCAGCACAGAUCCGACCGGCGGACCAACAAGUGUCGUAGUUGUUAACGUGCCAAUUCCAAGUAAUGCCUGUUUCCUGCCAGAAACCGUUGCUUGUGAUUCGACAGGGCUGGAUCUUGCAUUCUAUGCAAACAACAUCGUCAGUGCACAAUCGUACGGUGCCGGGGACGUCAGCCCGGAUUACUACUUUGGCCUCACGCCACUGGGUACUGGCACGACAAAUGAUCUGACCGUACCCCGCGUGAAUAAUCCAGGGGGCGACUACACGACCAUCCCUGGCGCGCCAUUCUAUUUCCCCGGUGUGACGGCUAGGUACGCCGGCAUUGACUACAAUCCGAAUAAUGGAACCUUCGUCUUUAAUGGAUACUUCCGGCCACCAACUGACGGCGUGUACGAGAUCUGUAUCAAUUCGGACAAUAUCGAUACCCUCUAUCUCGGUCCCGCGACGGCAUUCGCUUGUGGCGGUACAGCCCCGAUUCCGCAGGCGCAGGAAACUCUUGCGACCUUGAACCAAAGGACCUGCGUCAACGAGACACUUGGAGCUGGAUUUCUUUAUCCUUUGCGGUCAGUAUAUGGCAUGAACGGCUUGCCUUCGCUUCUUUCGACAAACAUUACGUUCCCGGGAACAACUAGCCCAGGCAAUCUCGCGGGCACUUUGUAUCCUCAAUCUUGCCAACCUGUGGCAUAAGCUGUGUGUGCACUUCGUCGCAAUGCCACCAGCCUUGGAUAUUACGCUAGAGCUCAGGCCGAUGGUUGACUUUAUCCGGCACCGAAACGAUAUGGGGUCAUGCUAGGAAUCAUUCUGCUCUCAUUUUCUCUUCUCACAUUCUUUAGUGCUGGGUAUCUACACAGGGAUUGAAUACACCACUACCUCUUUUCUAGGAUAGCCGUAUGGUUAUGUAAACUCUUAUAAUC